AUGGAUGCACCUUCGCUGAUGCAGGCUAUCUCUAAUAUGGCCUUGAUCACCCAGAACAGCCGAGAUCUCCCUCGUGAGGCUCAGAAUGAAAUUGCUAACUUCUUUGGCAAGGUUGCUGACAAAAUAGCGACAUACACUCAGUAUAUGACCCCAGAGGAUGCCCAGGCAGGUGCCAAUAGCCAGCUUGACUUGCCAGUACCAUUUGAUGUGACCACCGACUUCAGGGACAUGGAUUACGACACGGACAUUGAUUCAGAAGAACCCCUCGAGGUCGACUCAGGCGACCAACUAGAGGCGUUGUCUGCGUUUGAUACGCGAAAGAAGCAAGAGGAUGUUGUGAGUUUAUUUGAGACAACAAUUGUCCUUGUUUCUCCUGAAAUGAAACUAUUAUACAACGUGAAUUUUCGAUGCAUGAUUUGGCAUCCUUUUUGUCAUGCUGAGGCAACACCACUCCGAUUGAUUUUAAAACACGCUGACUAUUUGCAUGCAUAUCCAAAAAGUUAA
This is a messenger RNA of Dibothriocephalus latus, 504 nucleotides long. The record is from the annotation of a GenBank genome assembly. Lineage: Eukaryota; Metazoa; Platyhelminthes; Cestoda; Diphyllobothriidea; Diphyllobothriidae.